Molecule: messenger RNA, 3309 nt
Organism: Microsporum canis CBS 113480
Lineage: Eukaryota; Fungi; Ascomycota; Eurotiomycetes; Onygenales; Arthrodermataceae
Product: L-aminoadipate-semialdehyde dehydrogenase
Exons: 6
Coding region: 1-3309 (1102 amino acids)
Molecular function (GO): phosphopantetheine binding
Source: RefSeq, a predicted model, not a curated record
AUGGGUUUAGGGAUGUUUCGAGUAAAUGCUUCGCCAAUGGAAUUAACAGAACCAGCUGAUGAUAUACGAUACUUUCUCUUUAUGUUCGGAGCGAUCAAAGCAGGAUAUAAGAUGCUGUUUCUAUCGCCUCGAAACAACCUCGAAGGACACUUGAAUGUUCUCGAGGGCGUUGACUGCCAGGUCUUCUUGAAAGCUGAGGGCACCCGAGUUGAUCAUAUCCUUCAUAAAAGGCCUAUGCAAACUUCAGUUGUUCCAGAGCUUGAGGAACUUUUGCAUGAAUCACCUGUUGAGAUAUAUCCAUACGCCAAGAGCUUCGAGGAGGCUCGCAUGGAUCCAUGCCUCGUGCUUCACACCACUGGGUCGACCGGCCUGCCGAAACCUAUCACAUGGAAAUUGGGAAUCCUGAGUACAUACGAGGCAUGGAGGACAAUUCCGCCCGUGGAUGGCUAUGUGCCUCCCACGGAGAUCUAUCAGCAAGCUCGGAGAGCAUAUACGUCAAUGCCUUUAUUCCACACUAGCGGACUAAACGCAGGCAUCACUUGGGCCUUGUUGUUAGGCGUGACGUUGGUAUAUGGUGCGCCACACGUGGUACCAAAUGCGGCGUACACGGAUGACAUGCACAAAUUCGCGGGAGUUGAUGCAUCGAUGGGAGCGCCGUCUAUAUACGAGGAUCUCAGCCGCAAUCCAACCUCGCUUGAGCGCAUUAACAAACUUCACUACGUUAUCGCUAGUGGCGCUCCUCUAUCGCGGAAGGCCGGCGAACUGAUAUCAAAGCAUACACGAGUGAUAUCCAAUUUAGGAGCCACAGAGACGGCGUGUUUGCAGAGAUUGGCUCCUGCUAUUGAUGACUGGGCAUACUUCUACUGGCACCCUACGCACUCUGGCAUCGAGAUGCGAGAGGCCGUAGAAGGCCUAUACGAACUUUUCUUGGUUCGAGAUCCAAAGCUUGAGUUGUACCAGGGUGUCUUCAAUACUUUUCCAGAGCUUCCUGAAUGGUCAAUGAACGACUUGUAUUCAAGGCAUCCUGACCCUGCGAAAGGCUUCCUAUACAGAUACGAAGGAAGAAAGGAUGAUAUUAUCGUGCUAAGUAAUGGUGAAAAGGUUUCCCCGGCGCUGAUGGAAGCAACUCUAAUGAGCGACCCUCUCGUGAAAGGCGCGAUGGUCGUUGGAAAAGGCAAAUUCCAGCCGGCAGCUCUAAUUGAUUUGGCACAACCACCUCCAGAGGAUUCUAGCCAGCGCCGUCAAUUGGUCGAAGACCUUUUACCAGCCAUUUCUGAUGCUAAUGAACAUGCACCUGGCCAUGGCAAGUUGGACCAAUAUCAUAUACUUUUUGCGAAUCCGAACAAGCCGAUCCAGUAUCUUGGUCAAGGCAAAAUCCAAAGACAUCGAACUUACAAGUUAUACGAAGACGAAAUCGAGGCAUUAUAUAAAGCUGCAGACAAUGCCAACGGGCAAUUCGGACUUUGCAACCUUCCAAGCCCAAGCUUUACCAGUAAGCAAAGUGUCACUCGAUGGCUUCGGCAGUUAGUCAUUGAGAUAACCAGCAUUAAAGAUCUCGAUCUGGAUCAGGAUUUCUUUAAAGCUGGAAUGGACUCGCUACAAGUGAUAAGGAUGGCUCGGGAGCUCAAGUUUCAAGCUAAAGAGGCCAACUUACGACAGCAUGAUGGGGAAGAAUUCUCUCCAGCAGCAAUAUACUCACGCCCGACGCUGAAUCAACUUUCUGCGUUUAUCCUUCGUCAGGCUGGAGUAAAACCGUCAACCAAUGGCCUUGUCAAUGGCGACGCUGAUAGCCAUACCAACGGGCAUUUCAAGGCCGAUAUUGAUAGCCACAUCAACGGGCAUAUCAAUGGCCAUGUUAAGGGUAAAAUCGAUGGGUACAUUUUGGGUGGGAUCAGUGGUUACAUCAAAGGCCAUUUCGAUGGCCAUAUUGAUGGCCGAGUGACAGGGCACAUCGUAGGUCAUGUUGACAUGCGCUACGAAAGCCACAAUCACACCCUGAAGAACGGCCAUUCGAAGCAUCGCAGCAACGGCGACGUUAAUGGGUUCUCUUCGCUAAGUGCCAAUCAUUACGUUAACGGCAUACUAGGAAGCUCCACAUCGCAGAAUAUGCAAGUUCUUCUUCACAAGUAUACCAAGGACCUCCCUCACCCAACCGAAGACGCUCCACUGGCGGCCCAGGAAAAUAUGGUUAUACUUCUCACAGGCAGCACGGGCUCGUUGGGGUCAUACUUGCUGGACACUCUGUACAAUGACAAGAGUGUUUCGCAUAUCAUUUGCUUAAACCGCACCUCAGAUGCUGGGAAGAAGCACCUCCAGACGGGUCUUACCCGGGGGUUGAGCGCUCUCUAUGGUGACCGAGUGGAGUUCUUUAAAGCAGAUUUAGCGAACACUCAACUAGGGCUGCCCACUUCUAUAUAUAACCGCCUGCUGAAGACUGUCACGCAUGUUAUCCAUACACAGUGGCCCGUGAAUUUCAACUGGCCCCUCGCCUCCUUUGAGCCAUAUAUUUGUGGAGUGCGAAACCUUAUAGAUUUCUCCUUCACUUCCAAGCACAAAAGCUUUAUCUUAUUCGUUUCCAGUGUUUCUGCCGUCGGAUCAUGGGAAGAUGUCGAUAGCGUACCAGAAGAGCCAGUCUAUAAUCUUAAUAUGGCAAGCACCAUGGGUUAUGGCCAGUCAAAGCUGAUCUCCGAAUGUGUCCUUGACAGAGCAGCCCGUGUCUCAGGUGUGCGAUCUGCAUGCUGCAGAAUUGGCAUUAUCGCUGGGCCCGUGGAAAGGAAACUGGGCAUGUGGAAUAAGCAUGAAUAUAUCCCAUCAAUUGUCAUCUCCUCUGCCCACCUGAAAACAUUUCCCGGAAUGUUCCCAUCUCGAGAUCGCGUUGACUGGUUGCCAGUAGACAAGCUAGCGACUAUUCUUGUCGAGAUGCUUACAUUCUCCUGCGCUUCACAGCAAGAGAGCAGCCAGAGCCGCAUGUUGACUUAUAAUGUGAUCAAUCCGCACGUGGUACCAUGGUCUAAAUUCGCAUCCUGGGCUAUAUCUUUGUACUCUAAGGAAACAAAGAUGAGGACUUGUUCGUUUCCUGAAUGGACUGAGGCAUUAGGCCAAACCUCAAAUGAGCCAGUUGACCCAGAAAGGAACCCGGCAAUCAAGUUGUUGGAUUUUUACCGAGAGGCUGGAGGGUUGAAGAAACGACCACGAAUGCUGGCUUGCGAUAAAGCCGCGAGAGCGAGCAAAACGCUGCGAGAGGUCGGGGCAGUGAAUGAAACUUGGGUCAGAACUUGGAUGCAGCAGUGGGGUUUCAAACAGAACUAG